GCCCUGAGGCCAGCAGUGAGGAUGGGGACAGGAAAGCUUUGAAGAAGCUCAUGUAAGGGAGUGAAGGGGUUAAAGUGCAGCUGCAGUUGGCCCUGGAGGCUGAUUGUGGAGAUCUCCCUGGGAAGGAGGAAGCCCUGGGACUUGAGGAAGGGGAGUGGAGUGGAGUGCAGGCUGGAGUGGGAGGAAGGGGAGUGGAGUGCAGGCUGGAGUGGGAGGAAGGGGAGUGGAGUGCAGGCUGGAGUGGGAGGAAGGGGAGUGGAGUGCAGGCUGGAGUGGGAGGAAGGGGAGUGGAGUGCAGGCUGGAGUGGGAGGAAGGGAAGGGGAGUGCAGGCUGGAGUGGGAGGAAGGGAAGGGGAGUGGAGGCUGGAGUGAGAGGAAGGGGAGUGGAGUGCAGGCAGGGGUGGCAGCGUCAUAAACUCUGAUCUUCUGGAGAGGAACUGCUGCAGGAGUCACUGAGCCCCCUCUCCCUCCUUGGGAUCUGACUCCCGGCAGAGGAAGCACUUCCUACCUACAGCACGAUGCUGCAAACACUAUAUGACUGCUUCUGGUAUCACCGGCUCUGGUUACCGGUCAAUCUGACCUGGGCAGACAUUGAAGACCAAGAGGAUCGAGUUUAUGCCAAAGCCUCUGACCUGUACAUCACCAUUCCUCUGGCCUUUGUAUUCCUCGUAGUGAGGUACUUCUUCGAAAAUUAUGCGGCCAGUCCGCUUGCGAGGAUUCUUGGGGUGAAAGACAAAGUCCGACUCCGUGCAGCAUUCAACCCAGUGCUAGAGAAAUUUUACACCCAGUCAUCAAAACAUCCGAAACAGACAAACUUGGAGAACCUUUCACAAGCAAGUAAUUUCACUGUACGCCAGGUGGAGCGAUGGUUCCGCAGGAGGAGAAACCAAGACCGGCCAAGUUUGCAGAAAAAGUUUCGUGAAGCCAGUUGGAGAUUCACGUUUUAUCUUCUUGCUUUCAUUGCUGGCAUGGCUGUCCUUGUAGACAAGCCAUGGUUCCACGAUCUCCGGGAAGUCUGGAAGGAUUUCCCUAAGCAGACCAUGCUGCCUUCCCAGUACUGGUAUUACAUGAUUGAACUGGGUUUCUACUGGUCUCUGCUAUUCAGUGUAGCAUUUGACGUCAAGCGGAAGGAUUUCAAAGAGCAGAUUAUCCAUCACGUGGCAACAAUUAUUCUCAUCAGCUUCUCCUGGUGUGCAAAUUACAUCCGAGUGGGCACCUUGAUCAUGGCAGUUCACGAUGCCUCCGACUACUUCCUGGAGUCCGCGAAGAUGUUUAACUACGGUGGAUGGAAAGAGACCUGCAACAGCAUUUUUGUAGUAUUUGCCAUUGUGUUCAUUGUAACAAGAAUCAUUAUAUUUCCGUUUUGGAUCAUACACUGUACCUGGGUUUACCCACUGGAGAUCUACCAGCCUUUUUUUGGUUACUAUUUCUUCAAUGUGAUGCUGUGUAUUCUCCAAUGCCUGCAUAUCUUCUGGGCCUACCUCAUCCUCGGCAUGGCUCAUAAGUUCAUCACAGGGAAGCUUGAACAAGACGAAAGAAGUGACCGAGACGAGUCAGAUAUUCCAGAUGAAGAGGAUGAACGAGAACCUGUCAAGAAUGGGGCAGCAUUUUCCAAUGGUCAUUCUGUGCAGAACAACAAUCACCACAAAGCAGAUUGACCUCCGCCUACAAGAACACAGAUGGUUGGUCCUCACAACCCUUGCCGGAGGAAGAAGUUGUAAGGAACACUUCAUGAGACAUAGUUCUAAUCUUAACUUUGUAUUCACACUACUGUAACAUGUUACAUCAUCUCAAGCAAGGACUCUGAAUGACAUUUCAAAGACUUUUUGUUCAAGCAAACUCUGAGUCUUCGAAAGGCUGAGGUGACGAGCUUCUGCUUGAGAACAAUUUUUAUUAAAAGAAAAAUAUUGUGUACUAAGCAUCUGGUACCAAUAUUCACACACCAACUAGGAAACCCUCAAGAAUUUAUGAACUCGCCCACUCUCUAAAAAAUCCAUUCAGAGAGGAGAUGAGCAAACCAAAGACCUUUGUAGGUAAUCUCCUUCCUAAUUCCGGAGGAGCAUUCUGUGCCUUACAUGGAUCUAGCACAAGUAAUAAUGUUUCAGUCCAGCGACGACCAUCUUCUCUGUAUUUUAAAGCUGAAUAUUUGUACAGGUGUGGAGUAUGAGUCAUAUGACCUGGAAAUUGAAUGA
Messenger RNA from Pelobates fuscus (common spadefoot toad), 2192 nucleotides. RefSeq names its product ceramide synthase 2 (gene CERS2). Gene Ontology annotation, cellular component: membrane. The transcript is spliced from 11 exons. Gene Ontology annotation, molecular function: sphingosine N-acyltransferase activity; DNA binding. Bases 519 to 1658 code for a protein of 379 amino acids. The record is from RefSeq and is a predicted model, not a curated record. Lineage: Eukaryota; Metazoa; Chordata; Amphibia; Anura; Pelobatidae. Gene Ontology annotation, biological process: ceramide biosynthetic process.